This is a messenger RNA of Canis lupus familiaris (dog), 1497 nucleotides long. It is a transcript of the gene TSPAN6, whose product is annotated as tetraspanin 6. The transcript has 9 exons. The record is from RefSeq and is a predicted model, not a curated record. Bases 512 to 1249 code for a protein of 245 amino acids. Lineage: Eukaryota; Metazoa; Chordata; Mammalia; Carnivora; Canidae. Gene Ontology annotation, cellular component: membrane.
AACAUUGUGUCCUAGGGCACUGGGGAGAGUAUAAAAGGAGGCGCAGGAGCCCUGCCACCCUGGCUCUUCAGUAGUUUCUGAACAUGUAGAUAGCAGGAUGUAAGACAGGGCACCAGGGGCCGGCGAGGCCGAAUCUCAGGGCGCUGCUGGCGCUACUGGUGAUAGAACAAUAUGAUCAAGUUAUAAGAGCGGGAGGGACGUGGGGGGGAGGGAAAGAUUGUUUCAGUGAAAAAAUGAGGAAAGCUCCACUCGAAGAUCUAAGGAAUUUCCGACUCUCGAACCUUUGCACAUAGUUUUCGGUAACCUUCAGCAGGGGGCGCUCGGAAAUUGUCGUCACUUUCCGGACAGCCUCUCAGACUUUACCCUCUGGAAAGCGGUUCAGUGUUUCCGGCUUUUUCUCAGUUGUAGACGCUCGUGAGUUUCCGGCAGUUUCCGGGGAGACUCGGGGACUCUGCGUCUCCCCCGCUCCGCUCCGCGCGCCCGGUGCGGUGGGGCAGGGUCGUGGCUAGUCAUGGCGUCCCCGUCUCGGAGACUGCAGACGAAACCAGUCAUUACUUGUUUCAAGAGCGUCCUCCUGAUCUACACUUUCAUCUUCUGGAUCACUGGCCUAAUCCUUCUUGCCGUUGGCAUUUGGGGCAAGGUGAGCCUGGAGAAUUAUUUUUCCCUUUUAAAUGAGAAGGCCACCAAUGUCCCCUUCGUGCUCAUUGGCACUGGCACUGUCAUCAUUCUUUUGGGCACCUUUGGCUGUUUUGCUACCUGCCGAGCUUCUGCAUGGAUGCUAAAACUGUAUGCAAUGUUUCUGACUCUCAUUUUUUUGGUUGAAUUGGUCGCUGCCAUCGUAGGAUUUGUUUUCAGACAUGAGAUUAGGAACAGCUUUAAGAGUAAUUAUGAGAGAACUUUAAAGCAGUAUAACUCUACGGGAGAUUAUAGAAGCGAUGCAGUAGACAAGAUUCAAAAUACGUUACAUUGUUGUGGUGUCACCGACUAUAGAGAUUGGAGGGAUACUAAUUAUUACUCAGAAAAAGGAUUUCCCAAGAGUUGCUGUAAACUUGAAAAUUGUUCUCCACAGAGAGAUGCAGAUAAAGUAAACAAUGAAGGUUGUUUUAUAAAGGUGAUGACCAUUAUAGAGUCAGAAAUGGGAGUGGUUGCGGGAAUUUCUUUUGGAGUUGCUUGCUUUCAGCUGGUUGGAAUCUUUCUUUCCUACUGCCUCUCUCGCGCCAUAACAAAUAACCAGUAUGAGAUAGUGUAAUCAUCAAACCACGGGCUUACUAUUGUUCAGCUUUAAGGACAUUUACAUUCCCCCCUGUGAGCUAUGAGAUUGCCUGGAUGGAAGAUUGCCUAAUACUACUUACGAUAGACCAAAAAAUUCCAUCAGUAAUAGUCUGAUUCAAUCAAGACAUUUGUGUAGGUCCACCUUUUGUCCCAUUGGUGUUAAUCAUUGAAACCCCUGUAUCACUGUGAAACACUGGAAGAGCUAAUAAAUUAUAAAUGAAGCAA